This is a messenger RNA of Ipomoea nil (Japanese morning glory), 3622 nucleotides long. Its product is annotated as kinesin-like protein KIN-UC. Gene Ontology annotation, molecular function: ATP binding; microtubule binding; microtubule motor activity. The transcript has 22 exons. The record is from RefSeq and is a predicted model, not a curated record. Gene Ontology annotation, biological process: microtubule-based movement. Bases 136 to 3402 code for a protein of 1088 amino acids. Lineage: Eukaryota; Viridiplantae; Streptophyta; Magnoliopsida; Solanales; Convolvulaceae.
UGGAAACUUUUUCCUUUCAAUCAACGAACCGUACGUGCCGGCCUCACCUCUCUCUCUCUUUCCUGUUUCUCUCCAGUGUAAAAAGAACAUCUCAUUUUAUGUUGAAAAAAUCUUUCUCCGUUCCCGAGUACGAAAAUGGCGUUGUCGACUUCUAAUGGGCGACCAUCAUCGUCACACGGCGGGAGGUCCGAAAGGCUUACUCCUCUUCUUCCUCCUCCCCCUGCCGCCGCUUCCUCUUUCAGAGCUGGUAAUGGCGUUGCAGGACAGCAGCACCAGUCUUAUUCUCGUUCCAAAGCUCCUACUACUACUACUAGUACUUCGAGUUCUAGACGCUCUGUCACUCCUACUUCUCGAACUCGCUCUCCCGCAUUCUCCCCCUCGCUGGACAAUGAUUCAGAACCUGGAAGAGUCAGAGUUGCUGUCAGACUUCGACCUAGAAAUGCUGAGGAUGUUCUUACAGAUUCUGAUUAUGCUGAUUGUGUUGAAAUGCAGCCUGAGCUCAAGAAGUUAAAGAUGAAGAAAAACAACUGGAGUUCUGAGUCUUACAGGUUUGAUGAAGUCUUCGCAGAAAGUGCAUCCCAAAAGCGUGUUUAUGAUGCAGUAGCAAAGCCAGUAGUUGAGAGUGUGUUGGAUGGGUAUAAUGGGACAGUAAUGGCUUACGGUCAAACAGGUACUGGCAAGACUUAUACGCUUGGCCAACUGGGUAAAGAUGAUGUGACUAAGCGUGGCAUCAUGGCUAGAGCAUUGGAAGACAUAAUUGUCAAUACAUCUCCUGAGACUGACAGUGUGGAAAUUUCCUAUCUUCAGUUGUACAUGGAAUCCAUACAAGAUUUGCUUGCUCCUGAAAAGAUAAACAUCCCAGUUGUUGAGGAUGCAAAGACUGGAGAAGUAUUGGUUCCUGGUGCCACUUCGGUUAAAAUUCAGGAUCUUCACCAUUUCUUGCAGCUAUUGCAAACUGGAGAAGCUAAUCGUUAUGCAGCAAAUACAAAGUUAAAUACAGAGUCAUCACGUAGUCAUGCAAUUCUUAUGGUUUCUGUUCGGAGAUCAGUUAAAAACAGAGAAGAAAGUGACUUCUCUUUCAAAGAGAAAUACAGCAAAACUGAUAGGCAUGGCAAUGAUAUACCUAUAGUUCGGAAAAGCAAGCUGCUGAUAGUUGAUCUUGCAGGGUCUGAGCGAUUAGACAAAUCUGGAAGUGAAGGUCACAUGGUGGACGAGGCUAAAUUUAUUAACCUGUCACUUACUUCUUUGGGAAAAUGUAUAAAUGCAGUGGCUGAAAAUAGUCCGCAUAUACCUACAAGAGAUUCUAAGUUAACAAGACUGCUACGUGAUUCAUUUGGAGGUUCUGCAAGAACAUCACUUAUUAUAACAGUUGGGCCGUCUUCUCGACAUUAUGCAGAAACCUUGAGCACAAUAAUGUUUGGACAGCGGGCCAUGAAAAUAGUGAAUACAGUGAAAGUAAAAGAGGAAUUUGAUUAUGAAAGCUUGUGCCGGAAAUUAGAGACUCAAGUUGAUCACCUCAUUGCACAGAUUGAUAUGCAACAGAAGUUGAGAUCAAAUGACCAAAUUGAAAUAAAAAGAAAGCUUAGAGACUCUCAAACAUUGUUUGCUGAAGCAGAAAAGAAUUUAGUUGCCAGGUCUGAGUUUCUGGAGAAAGAGAAUAACCAUUUACGAUCAGAAGUUGAAGAUCUAAAAAAGGAACUGAGCAGUCAGAAAGACCUAAACAGUUUAAUACACAAUGAGAUUGCACACCUAGAAUCAAAUGUAAAGAAAAGCAAGUUCCUGGAGAAGGAGAAUACUCGUUUGGAGUCAGAGCUAAAAAAUGUACUGAAAGAUUUGAAUGAACAUAAAGAUCACAAUGAUGUGAUGCGUGAUAAAGUUGCACAUUUAGAAAUAAAUUUAAAACAUAACAAGCAACACCAGCUAGAAAGUUCAACAUAUCAGAAAGUACUUGCUGACACUACCCAAAUGUACGAGAAGAAAAUUGCCGAUUUGAUGAAGCAAUUAGAAGAUGAGCAAGCUCACUUUAGGAGAGUGGAUAAACAGCAACAACUGAUGAAGGAGCAAUUAGAUGAUCUUCAGAACUCAUUGCAGAUGGAAAAUACCAAAUAUCAGAAGGCCAUUUCAGACACUACCAAGACUUAUGAGGAAAAGAUAGCAGGGUUAGUCCAACAGCUAGAGGAUGAGGGUAUUCGUUUUAAAGAUGUUGAGGGACAACUAACUAUAGCAAAAAGGCUUCUUGAUGAUCAUAAAAAUUCAUUCCAGAUUCAAUCAGAGAAAGAGGUCGAAAGACUUAGACUGGCGUUACAAGAAUUGCAUCAGCUGCAUGAGACAACUGCCAUUGAACUGCAGACACUGAAAACAAAAUAUCAGGAUCUGCAAUUCGAGAAGGAAUCAGUAAAUAGUGAACUUCAUUCUCUGAGGCGAACACUUCAAGUCAAGGAAAAGCCUAAGAGUGCUGAAGAUGAGCUGCUUAGUUUAAAGAAGGCUGUACCUGAAAGUGAAGAUGCAUUUGAUGAAAAGAAAUCAUAUACAAAGCAAUGUGCUGCAAAAGGCUCUUUUAAUAUGCAUAGAUCUUGUCAAUCAAGAGAAACAACGUUGGCCCACAGGAACACUGUGGCAAAGAUAAUUGAAGAAGUUGGCCUCCAGAAGCUAGUAUCACUAUUAACAGCUGGGGAUUUGGAAGUCCAAAUUCAUGCUGUCAAAGUGAUAGCUAACCUUGCUGCAGAAGACAACAAUCGGGAAAAAAUUGUGCAGGAAGGGGGCCUAGAUGCAUUGCUUAUGCUGCUGCAAUCAUCAGAAAAUGCAAUCAUACUCCGAGUAGCUUCUGGCGCAAUUGCCAAUUUGGCAAUGAAUGAGAUGAACCAAGAUUUAAUAGUAAGUAAAGGAGGUGUUAAACUUCUGGCAAAUACAGCUUCUAGAACGGAUGAUCCCCAAACCUUAAGGAUGGUUGCUGGAGCAAUUUCAAAUUUGUGUGGAAAUGAAAAGCUACAUGUUAUGCUGAGAGAGGAGGGGGCUAUCAGAACCCUUCUGGAAAUGGCUAGAUCUGGGAACAUCGAUACUGUUGCUCAGGUUUCCAGAGGAUUGGCCAACUUUGCAAAGUGUGAAUCUCGAGGAACUAUCCAAGGGCAUAGAAGAGGGUGUUCGCUUCUUCUGGAAGAUGGUGUUCUGGCAUGGUUGAUCACCAACUCCAAUAAUGCCUCUGCAACAACUCGGCGCCAGAUUGAACUAGCCCUUUGCCAUUUAGCGCAAAAUGAUGACAAUGCCAAAGACUUUAUAUCAAGUGGGGCGUUACAAGAACUUGUACGGAUAUCAAAUGAAUCUGUUAGAGAGGAUAUUCGUAAUCUGGCGAAGAAGACAUUGAAGUUGAACCCAACAUUCCAAUCUCAGAUACAUGUCAAAUGAACAAAGUAGUGAAGUACCCGCAAGGAAGGAACACUGAUUAUUGAGUCCGUGUUAAGCUAAAGCUAUUACAGUGUACAAACUAGGUCUCCUUUUUUACUAGACAUUAAACAGAAUCAGGUUGAAACUUGCAAAAAUUGUAAAUGAAAUCUGAGAGAUGAACCAUCUGAUUUAAUUUGCAAAUAUUGUUAUACCCAAUAUAGUCCCAAGUCUUGCAACUGCA